Micromonas commoda is the source of this 800-nucleotide messenger RNA. RefSeq lists its product with no specific name. The transcript has a single exon. Bases 234 to 728 code for a protein of 164 amino acids. NCBI's taxonomy places the organism in Eukaryota, Viridiplantae, Chlorophyta, Mamiellophyceae, Mamiellales, Mamiellaceae. The record is from RefSeq and is a predicted model, not a curated record.
GGGAAUCGGCGCGAAGGGUGGGUCUCGGCGACGUCGUGGCUUCCGAGGCGGCGAGGAUGCACCGGGGAUGAGGAGGUGGGACGCGAUGGACGCGUCGCCCCGUCGAGCCCCCCGGUGCCCUCGACGCGGGGCUCCCGCCAGCCGUCGUCGCCGCGAGGUCGGGUGACACCCGCGGGGAGGGCGUCAGGGGCGUCGACGCGGCACGGGAGGAAGACAGGCGAUGCGAGACGGCGAUGGCGGGUCGCCGCGGAGGCGUCGACCGCCUCGGGCGGUCGAGGUCGGAGAGCAUCGGACUCGGGUCGCCGAGUCCCAACCGCUCCAUCCACGAUCUCGCCACCCGCGGGGGUUCCGAUCGUGGAUGGAGGGGUGAUCAGCCGGGGGAUCCGCCGCGGAGGGGUCGCGUCGACGGGAGACGGCGAUGCGGGUCGCCGCGGAGGCGUCGGACGCCACGGUCGGUCCGCUACCUCGGGGUCGCGUCGAUGGAAGGCUCAGAGGACGCCGAUGUCUCAGUGUCCCGGGCGCUCGCCGAGGUUGAGCACCUGACUCGUGGGGUGAUUUGCCGGGGGUUUCGCCGCGGAGGGGUCGCGGCGACGGGAGACGGCGAUGCGGGUCGCCGCGGAGGCGUCGGACGCCACGGUCGGUCCGCUACCUCGGGGUCGCGUCGAUGGAAGGCUCCGAGGACGCCGAUGUCUCAGUGUCCCGGGCGCUCGCCGAGGUUGAGCACCUGACUCGUGGGGUGAUUUGCCGGGGGAUCCGCCGCGCAUGGUGAUUUGGUUUGUAUAACAUUUCAAAUUUGCUUC